This is a messenger RNA of Budorcas taxicolor (takin), 909 nucleotides long. It is a transcript of the gene CD80, whose product is annotated as CD80 molecule. Gene Ontology annotation, biological process: T cell costimulation; cell surface receptor signaling pathway; negative regulation of T cell proliferation. Gene Ontology annotation, cellular component: external side of plasma membrane. The transcript has 5 exons. Gene Ontology annotation, molecular function: coreceptor activity. The record is from RefSeq and is a predicted model, not a curated record. NCBI's taxonomy places the organism in Eukaryota, Metazoa, Chordata, Mammalia, Artiodactyla, Bovidae. The coding region runs from base 1 to 909 and encodes 302 amino acids.
AUGGGUCACACAAGGAAGUGGGGAACACUACCGCCCAAGCGCCCAUGCCUCUGGCUCUCUCAGCUCUUGCUCCUUGCUGGUCUUUUUCACUUCUGUUCAGGCAUCACCCCAAAGAGCGUGACCAAAAGAGUGAAAGAAACAGUAGUGCUAUCCUGUGAUUACAACACGACCACUGAAGAACUGGCAAGCCUUCGGAUCUACUGGCAAAAGGACAGUAAGAUGGUGCUGGCCAUCCUGCUCGGAAAAGUGCAGGUGUGGUCUGAAUACGAGAACCGCACCAUCACUGACAUCAACAACAACCCCCGCAUUGUGAUCCUGGCUCUGCGCCUGUCAGACAGUGGCACCUACACCUGUGUUAUUCAGAAGCCUGAUUUGAAAGGGACUUAUAAAGUGGAGCACCUGACUUCAGUGAAGUUGAUGAUCAGAGCUGACUUCCCUGUCCCUACUAUAAAUGACCUUGGAAAUCCAUCUCCUAAUAUCAGAAGGGUAAUUUGCUCAACCUCUGGAGGUUUUCCAAGGCCUGACCUCUCCUGGUUGGAAAAUGGAGAAGAAUUAAAUGCUACCAACACAACACUGUCCCAAGAUCCUGAAACCAAGCUGUACACGAUUAGCAGUGAACUGGAUUUCAACAUGACAAGCAAUCACAGCUUCUUGUGUCUUGUCAAGUAUGGAGACUUAACAGUGUCACAGACCUUCUACUGGCAAGAAUCAAAACCAACCCCUUCUGCUAAUCAGCACCUGCCCUGGACCAUUAUUAUCCCAGUCUCAGCAUGUGGGAUUUCUGUGAUCAUUGCAGUUAUACUAGCAUGCCUGACCUGCAGAAAUGCUGCAAGAUGCAGACGGAGAAGGAGGAAUGAGAACAUGGAAAUGGAAAGGUGGUCUGUCUCCAUAAAGUCUGUGGAAGGAUGA